Messenger RNA from Plasmodium coatneyi, 1064 nucleotides. RefSeq names its product Syntaxin 5. Gene Ontology annotation, cellular component: Golgi membrane; endomembrane system; SNARE complex. Gene Ontology annotation, biological process: vesicle fusion; intracellular protein transport; endoplasmic reticulum to Golgi vesicle-mediated transport. The transcript has 5 exons. Gene Ontology annotation, molecular function: SNAP receptor activity; SNARE binding. NCBI's taxonomy places the organism in Eukaryota, Apicomplexa, Aconoidasida, Haemosporida, Plasmodiidae. The record is from RefSeq and is a predicted model, not a curated record. The coding region runs from base 112 to 957 and encodes 281 amino acids.
AAAAAAAAAAAAAAAAGACGAACAAUUUUCUGCCGUCGAUUUACCCCCUUUUUUUUUUUUUUUUCUUUUUCUGCGUGUGAGGGGAAAAGUAUCCAAUCUGUGUUGCGGAAAAUGCCGUAUGUGGACAAAACGGAGGAGUUUUUCAAAGCGGUUGAACGGCUGAGCAAUGAGAACUUCGACUUUAGGAAGGAUAGGAAUGUUGGUCAAGACACGGAGGUGAAUGAGUUGGCAUCGAAAAUCACGGACCUGCUGCACAGGGGCAACCAAAAGUUGCAGCAGUUGGAAAGAUGUGUUCGACAGAAGGGAAUAUUCAACGACAAGACUUCGCAAAUAGAAGAGCUAACUUACGAAGUUAAGCAGACCAUAACGGAUGCUACCAACGACGUAGAUGCGCUGGUGCAGUAUGUCUGCAACCUUAAUAUUAGCAACCCACAAGGAAGGACGCACCUGGACAAUAUUAUUUUCUCCCUAAAGAAUCGCCUUUUUGAGUUUACGAAGAAAUUUAAGGAUGUAUUGCACAUUCGGAGCGAGCACAUAAAAAAACAAGUGAAUCGCAGAAACAUGUACUCCUACACGACGACCGAGUCGACAUUCAGCAACGCCAACUACAAAUUCACACCCCUUCGGGAUAUAGACAUUGAGAGUGGGCAGCAACAAACCCUGAAGAUGCCUGAGAGGACGUCCUAUUUGCACUCCAGAGCGGAUGCCAUGGAAAACAUACAAAAGAUAAUCGGGGACCUAGCACAGAUGUUCCAGAAGGUCGCAACGAUGGUCACUCAGCAGGAUGAAAUGAUUCGGCGGAUCGACGAAGACAUUGACACUUCCCUUUACAACACGAGGGAGGGGCAGAACUACCUCCUGUCGUACUUCAACCGGUUGACGUCCACGCGGACACUCAUAAUACAGAUUUUCGCCUGCAUUUUCAUCCUGAUAGUUUUUUUUGUAUUGUUCACGUGAGCAGUCUCUUCGUCUGGACAGCGCAAGGAAGUCCCGCCAUGUCAUUUUUAUUUAUUCCUCCGUUGUACCACUCAUUGAUGGAAGGAACAUUCAAGGCCCCAAUGUAG